GAGACCCUCCUGGCCGCGGUCGAUCUCGAAAAUCAUCAGGCAUUCAAAGGCGACGACUCGGACGGCAAAGUAGGAUGGACUGUGAAACGCCUCCUGGUUUGUGCUUUCCUCGCCAUGUUGUAUACUGGUCAGUCUGAAAUUUCCGCUUGGAGCAUGACGCCUGCUAAUUCUUCCCUAGGAUCUCAACUUCCUCUUUACUUCACAGGCGCUUCACUCAGCUUGAUUGCAGAGGAUAUUGAUGCAGCAGAUGUCAUCGGUUGGCUUCCGGUAGCCAACACUCUCUCCAUCGCCGCUGUAGCCCCCUUCGUAGGCUAUCUUCAAGAUCUUUUCGGCAAGCGAUAUAUCGCCCUGUUUGGUGCGACGCUACUGGUCGUGGGCUGCAUCCUGCUCGGAACCGCUCAUAACCUGGACCAAGCACUUUCCGGCAUGGCUCUCGCGGGCGCUGGUGCCGGCGUUGGCGAGCUCACGGGUCUCGCUGGUCUUUCGGAAAUUGUGCCCGUCAAGCAGAGAGGCUAUUCUUUGGCCGUCUUGACUGCCUUUGUCUUGCCCUUUUGCCCUUAUGUCAUGUAUACUGAGCUCUUCACCACUCGUGGAUCGAACCGGACUUGGCGCUGGGGCUCGUGGAUCUCGUUGAUCUACAACGCAAUCACUCUUGUUGGAUUGGCCAUUUUCUACUUCCCUCGCGCACACGUUCGUGCUGAGGGCAUGCGAUUCAAGCAAGUUCUCAAGCGGAUUGACUACGUUGGAGGCUUCCUUUCCAUUACCGGUCUCACGCUCCUCCUCGUUGCUUUGCAGGCAGGCGGCUACAAUCAUCCUUGGAAGUCGGUGUACGUGCUGUGCAAUCUCCUCUUCGGCAUCGCUCUUCUCCUCGCCUGGUUCGUGUGGGAGUGGAAGUUUGCCAAGCACCCCAUGGUUCCCAAAGAACUCUUCCUCGGCCAGCGGGUCGUUGGCUUCUCCUUUGCCGUUGCCUUCGUCGCCGGCAUGAACUUCUUCAGCUUGCUCAACUUUUGGCCAUUGACGAUCCGCUCGGUUUGGGAUCCGUCCCCAAUCGCAAUUGGCUACCUCAUGCUCACAGCUUUCGGAGGCUCUCUUGCAAGCAUGGAUCCCACCAAUCAAUACCAGAGCGUCACGCUGGCGUCGUUCUCAGCAUUUGGUCUGGGCGGCGUGAUUGUGCCGGCAGCCACGGUGGCUAUGAUCGCUUGUCCGGAUGCGCUCAUCACGACUUGCGCUGCUCUCUCUCUGUCCGUGCGAGCUGUUGGUGGAGCCAUUGGAUACAGCAUCUACUACUCCGUCUUCACUGACAAGCUCAAAACCGAGCUGCCAAAGCUUGUCGGCGAGUAUGCUGUAAAAGCUGGGCUGCCAUUGACCAGCGCGGAGCUCUUCGUUGGCACCUUUUUGACGACACCCACCGCUGAAGCACUCGCUCAAGUUCCCGGAAUCACACCGCAAGUCAUCGCGGCGGCUACGACUGGUGUUCAAUGGGCAUACGCCAAUGCACUACAUCUCGUCUGGUACACUUCGAUUGCAUUCGGAAGCUGUGCCAUGAUCUGCUCUCUGUGCAUUCCGAAUACCAGGAAGUACCAGACGAACAGAAUCGCUGUGGCGAUUUAG
Messenger RNA from Pseudocercospora fijiensis CIRAD86, 1611 nucleotides. RefSeq lists its product as uncharacterized. NCBI's taxonomy places the organism in Eukaryota, Fungi, Ascomycota, Dothideomycetes, Mycosphaerellales, Mycosphaerellaceae. Gene Ontology annotation, molecular function: transmembrane transporter activity. Gene Ontology annotation, biological process: transmembrane transport. The record is from RefSeq and is a predicted model, not a curated record. The transcript has 3 exons. The annotation marks the transcript as partial.